UGUAUUUUGUUUUUCUUUUUUUUUUUUGAGUGAUAUAUGAUGAAAUUUUAAAAAAUAAAUAAAAAUAAGAAACAAAAUAAAGAAAGAUAGAUAGAGGAGUGUGCUUCCGUUCUAAUUGCAUUUUGCAGGCAGAGAGAGAGAGAGCUGGGCUGGAGAAACCGAUGCGACAAGGAUAAAGACGAGAAGAAGAACCCCUAAAACUAAUCUAAAUGCUCCAACAGCAUCAUCACAUGUACCAUCCAGGCGUACUCGCUGCUGCCAUGUCUCAGAUGGAGCCAAUACCUAGUGGAAAUUUGCCUCCUGGUUUUGAUUCCUCUGCAUGCCGCAGUGUUUAUGUAGGUAAUAUUCAUGUCAAUGUCACUGAGAAACUCCUUGCUGAAGUUUUCCAGACUGCUGGUCCUCUUGCAGGUUGCAAGCUCAUCAGAAAGGAUAAGUCAUCAUAUGGUUUCGUCGACUACCAUGAUCGAUCAUGUGCAGCCGUCGCAAUCAUGACACUCCAUGGGCGACAACUUUAUGGUCAGGCGCUUAAGGUGAAUUGGGCGUAUGCAAAUAGCCAAAGGGAGGAUACAUCAGGGCAUUUCCAUAUUUUUGUUGGUGAUUUGAGCCCUGAGGUUACUGAUGCAACUUUAUUUGCAUGUUUUUCAGUCUAUAAUAGCUGCUCUGAUGCAAGGGUUAUGUGGGAUCACAAAACUGGCCGCUCGAAAGGAUAUGGCUUUGUUUCUUUCCGCAAUCAGCGGGAAGCACAGAGUGCUAUCAAUGAUUUGAGCGGUAAAUGGCUUGGGAAUAGGCAAAUAAGAUGCAACUGGGCUACUAAAGGUUCUGCGUCCAAUGAAGACAAGCAAAUUGGCGACAACCAAAAUGCAGUUAUACUUACCAGUGGAUCUUCAGAAGGAGGUCAGGAAAAUGCUAAUGAGGAUGCUCCUGAAAAUAAUCCUGCAUACACCACUGUUUAUGUUGGUAAUCUUUGCCAUGAGGUGACUCAAUCUGAGCUCCAUUGUCAAUUUCACACUCUUGGGGCUGGGAUAAUUGAAGAGGUGCGCGUUCAGAGAGAUAAAGGUUUUGGAUUUGUAAGAUACACUACUCAUGAAGAAGCAGCCUCUGCCAUUCAGAUGGCUAAUGGGAAGAUUGUUCAUGGAAAACCAAUGAAGUGUUCGUGGGGUAGCAAGCCAACACCACCUGGGACAGCUUCAAAUCCAUUGCCACCUCCAAUUCAACCAUAUCAGGUCCUUCCAUCUUCAGGCAUGAACCAUGGCUAUUCUGCAACAGAUUUAUUGGUCUAUCAGCGUCAACUUGCCUUGAGCCAAGCUGCUGCAUCUGGCUUGUCAGGUCAAGCUCUUGUACAGCUGACUGGACAGCAUGGUCUAGCUGCUGCUUCCAUGGGAUUGAACUCUGGUGGUUCCCAGGCUCUCUAUGAUGGAUAUCCUAAUAAUUCUUCAGGUCAGCAGCUCAUGUAUUAUCGAUGAUGCCAUGUCCAUUCUAACUGAUUUUUCCCUGGUACCAUGGUUACUUUUUCUUAUUCUGGGACCUCUUUUUUGUUUUGUUUUUUUCCCUUUUUCUUUUCGUAAUUAUGGAUUCUUCAAGAUGUGAGCUCAUCUCAAUGCAGCGAGUUCUGGAAAUGUUGUAUGAUGUUAUAUGUGAUGAGCAUUUCAUGAUUCAUUUUUUUUCUCUGAAGCUAAAUGAGGCCUUUUUGUUUGAUUGA
Ricinus communis (castor bean) is the source of this 1699-nucleotide messenger RNA. RefSeq names its product RNA-binding protein 208. Bases 210 to 1463 code for a protein of 417 amino acids. The record is from RefSeq and is a predicted model, not a curated record. NCBI's taxonomy places the organism in Eukaryota, Viridiplantae, Streptophyta, Magnoliopsida, Malpighiales, Euphorbiaceae. The transcript is spliced from 13 exons. Gene Ontology annotation, molecular function: mRNA binding.